Lodderomyces elongisporus is the source of this 1158-nucleotide messenger RNA. RefSeq lists its product as uncharacterized. The transcript is spliced from 2 exons. The coding region runs from base 1 to 1158 and encodes 385 amino acids. The record is from RefSeq and is a predicted model, not a curated record. Lineage: Eukaryota; Fungi; Ascomycota; Pichiomycetes; Serinales; Debaryomycetaceae.
AUGUCUGUGCUUGGUCGACAAUCAGCUGGAAACACAACAGCUACAACAGCAACAGCAACAGCAACUUCCACAUCAACAGUACCACCACCACCACCACAACCAUCAUCUAAUACCACAUCUACUAUCAAAAGCACAUCCAACCUACGCUCAUUAUCUGCUUUACCUACAUUAAAGGAUAAUCUACAAAAUUGUGCAUUUGCAUCACUACCAGUAACACCAUCCCUUCCAACUCCAACAACACCCACACACUCAACCACUCUCAAACAAUGUUUCACCAAAAACUUUGCCUUUUUCGCAGAGUAUAAUGGUGGACGAACAUCAGCAGCUGGAGAAGAAUACGAAGAUUUUGCAGAUUUUGAAGAAGAAGAGGAUGAAUCUGAAAGCAUUAUUUCCGAAGCAUACUCUAUUCUCACACCCGACUUGUCCAUCAGCAGAAACCAAGAACGCAACAUCAACGAAGACACUAUUGCAGCAGCUGCAUUUCUAAGCGAUGUAAAACAAACUUUUCCCUCAAUCACAAACCCCAAACAAUCUGCAUCACAAAUACUCGCAAGUUUCUUUUCAACCGAAGUAUUUUACGCCAAUAGUCUCUUGCAAUUACGACAACACUUUAUCAACCAAGAAUUUGAUAGCUUUAGCCACGACUUUGUGCUCAACCCAAACAUUUUGACUUUAAAACACCACCACCACCCCCUCAUUAUAGAGAAAUUGGAUGCUUUAUACAUUAGCUCAGUCGAAUUGGUCUCCGUUAUUACAAUGUUUAACUGCUUUUUGAAAAAAAUUAAUGCACACGACGUUACAUUAACAAACUUGAAACACAUCAAACUGCGAUUGGACCAGUUGGUGGAGAAUAACUUGAGCCAGUUGGUUCACGGAAUAUUGGAUGUCAUUAUAGAUGGAUUAUACGAAUACAAUUUGAUGAUUGAAGAAAUGAUUGAAGAAGACAAACUGGAAAAAGAAGAUGGAAAAGAAGAGACGAGUUGCGAGAGUUUGGAUGUGAUUAAAGGAUACUAUCAUGAACUUGAAACCACACUCACUUUAAACAAUGCAAAGUUAUCGCAACAAGCUUGCGAAUCAUUUUAUAAACUCUUGCACGACGAUAUCAUUGAAGACAAGAAAUGGGUAUCGUAUAUCGAGUACUUGAAGACAAUCGUUUAA